Melopsittacus undulatus (budgerigar) is the source of this 1946-nucleotide messenger RNA. Its product is annotated as inactive serine/threonine-protein kinase PLK5-like. Lineage: Eukaryota; Metazoa; Chordata; Aves; Psittaciformes; Psittaculidae. The record is from RefSeq and is a predicted model, not a curated record. Gene Ontology annotation, molecular function: ATP binding; protein kinase activity. Gene Ontology annotation, cellular component: kinetochore; nucleus; spindle pole. The coding region runs from base 425 to 1834 and encodes 469 amino acids. The transcript is spliced from 8 exons. Gene Ontology annotation, biological process: mitotic G1/S transition checkpoint signaling; protein phosphorylation; mitotic spindle organization.
CCUCCUGCCAGGGAGCCGGGAGUGCUGUGUGUUCUGCCUCACCAACUGCCUCAUCCACAGACAACUGCUGGGCUUCUCUGGGGCUUUUGCAUGGGUUUCUUUGCCUGGAGCAAAACAUUUGGCUGCUGACUUAUGAACUAACUCCUUAGACCUGUUUGAGGCACUACAGUGAAGAGCUGCAGGUAAAGGCCUGCAGUCUGAGGAGCAAAUUAUGUGUGUUUUCCAAGUGCCAUGAAGUGCUGCCACAGAAGUACCACUGCAAGGCAAAGUAUGUGGGGCUGGUGUGCCCUUUCUCUGCUAUAUGUGUGAUUGGACUCGGAAAUGGCUUUUAAUUGCAAUGUUUCGUAUCGAGCUUGUGGGGGGAGUCUUGCUGAGGCUGACACAACUCCCAAUUUGACUGAGUUAACUGGCUAAUUGGAGAGACAUGGGAAGAUGUACAUCGAAAGAGAGUAAGAGGCUUCUGAAACAGGAGGUGGAGAAAGAGAACUGCAUUCAAAAUCCAUUAACAGGAGCUUCAGCCAGCCUCAAGCAGUCAUCUGUAAUGCAGCUAAAGCAAGGUCACAGCAAAGUGAGCCGGAGGAUGGCUUUGGGGUGCGCAGGGAACGAGCCCCCUGGGUGGUGCAUUGAGGAUGCCGGCAGCGGGAUGCUCUACAGGCGGGGACGGCUCCUGGGAGAGGGCACCUUUGGACACUGCUACCAGCUGACAGAGGUGGCCAGCGGCAGGGUCUAUGCAGCGAAGGUCAUCCCGCGAGCCCAUCUCACUGCAGUGGGCAUCAGAGAGAGGGUGAGUCCAAGGAGGGGGGACAGAAUGUCCCAAAGGAGGGAGGGCAGUGCCCGGAGGGACCCUACAGAGUCCCACAGCCCUGCCCUUGCUCCUUCUCCCUCAUCCCGGUUGGGGGAUCCCUGGGCAGCUGCUGGGCUCCUGCCAAUGCAGGUGGAGCAGGAGCAGGAACUGCACAGCCGCCUGCACCACCGGCACAUUGUCUGCCUCCAUGGGCACUUUGCUGACCACCACCACGUCUACCUGCUGCUGGAGUACUGCAGCCGGAGGUCCCUCGCCGACAUCCUGCAGGUCCGGGGGAUGCUGACGGAGCCGGAGGUGAGGUACUACCUGCUGCAGGUCAUCUCAGGGCUGCGCUACCUGCACGGACAGGGCAUCAUCCACCGGGACCUCAAGCUGAGUAACUUCUUGGUGACCAAGAAGAUGCAGGUGAAGAUCGGGGACCUGGGGCUGGCACAGCUCAAGGCUCCGGCUGCUCUGCGCUGGGGGGCGCUCUGUGGGACCCCCAGCUUCCUGGCCCCAAAGGUGCUGGACCGCAAGGGACACGGGGUGCCCUCGGAUGUGUGGGCCCUGGGCUGUGCCAUGUACACGGCGCUGACAGGCACCCCCCCGUUUGAGGCUGCUCAGCAGCAGGAGCUCUACCAGCACAUCCAAGCUGCCCGGUACCCGCAGCCGAGCCAGCUCUCAGCCCAUGCCCAGGCCCUCAUCGCCCACCUGCUGGCCCCUGAUGCUGCAGCACGGCCCAGCCUGCAGGAUGUGCUGGACUACAGCUUCUUCACACAGGUGUGGGGCCGGUGCAGGGCACGGCCAUGGUGGGGAUGGGCCUGGGGGUCAGUGCCUCUCGCUCCUCAGGGCUUCACACCACAGAGGCUGCCACCCCGUGCCUGCCACUCGGUGCCCAUCUUCCUGGCACAGGCCCUGCGGUGCAGACUGCGGCGGUGGCUGUGCCAGGAGCACCGGGAUCACCGCAGCCUCUGCCCCAUGAAGGAGCAGGACCUGAGCCAUGCAAACAUCCGCUUAGGAAAACCUUUAUUAGUGCUAGGAACUGUCUAAAAUCCAGUCAUUGACACAAGCAGGGUGGGACGGGACCAUUACAGACAGCGCACACUCACACCGGUCUGCCCUUAGAACAGGUUAACAAAUAAAUGAAAGACCCAAACCUGAA